Messenger RNA from Adineta steineri, 654 nucleotides. The record is from the annotation of a GenBank genome assembly. NCBI's taxonomy places the organism in Eukaryota, Metazoa, Rotifera, Eurotatoria, Adinetida, Adinetidae.
AUGCCUUCAGAAUCUACUGAUCCUCAUGACAGGGUUGCGAACAACCAGAAUACUGCUCUACUUCUCAUCGAUAUUAUUAACCAUUUCGAAUUCGAAGACAAUGAAGAAUUAUUAGAAACAAUUGAUGAAAUGGGUAAACAUAUUGCUUCUUUAAAAGAAGCAGCAUAUAAAGCUGGUAUACCAGUAAUUUAUGUUAAUGAUAAUUUUGGUAAAUGGAGAUCAGAUUUUCAUACUGUGACUGACUAUGUUAUCAAAGAAAAUACACGUGGAAAACAUCUAGCAGAAUUAUUAUUACCAAAUGAUGAAGAUUAUUUUAUUCUUAAACCAAAACAUUCAGGAUUUUAUUGUACACCACUUGAUAUAUUACUUAAUCAGCUAGGCAUUAAAACUUUAAUACUUACUGGUUUAGCUGGAAAUUGUUGUGUUUUAUUUACAGCUAAUGAUGCUUAUAUGAGAAAUUUUAAAUUAAUAAUUCCAAAAGAUUGUAUUGGUUCGAAUACAAGAAAAGAAAAUGAUCAAGCAUUAAAACAAAUGGAGUGUAUAUUAAAAGCUGAUACACGAUCAUCAACAGAAAUAAUAAAGGAAUUUAAAAAUAUGAAACCAAAGAAAAAGAUCGAUGAUGAAAAAAAAUCAUCCGAAAUUAUAAGAAAAUAA